Molecule: messenger RNA, 627 nt
Organism: Filobasidium floriforme
Lineage: Eukaryota; Fungi; Basidiomycota; Tremellomycetes; Filobasidiales; Filobasidiaceae
Exons: 3
Coding region: 92-424 (110 amino acids)
Biological process (GO): mitochondrial respiratory chain complex IV assembly
Cellular component (GO): mitochondrion
Source: RefSeq, a predicted model, not a curated record
GUGUCGAUCAUCAUCUUCACUCGCAAAAUAUACAGUCAGUCGAUCGCUGUGCCCACGACCUUCUAGACAUCUUUUGCAUAGACCAUACGACAUGUCCAGAGCGUCCAAAAUCUUCUUUGCCGGAUCGUGCGCCCUGACGGCGGGGACCAUCUGGGCCGUGCAUCACAUCCAAGUGACAGAACAGGCGAACAUGUACCAAGGGGUGAUCAAAGACGAAGCACGUGUCAAGGCCAAACAGACCCAACUAGCCACGCAGAACGCCUCGUCCGGUCAAUCACCGUCCAUACCCUCGAGAGCCACGGCGGAGAGACAGCUGGAGUAUGAGAGGAAUCUGAAGUUGCAGGAGAGUCUGAAGAGGGAACAGCAUGUUGGGACGACUUGGGAGGAUACGAGGACGACGAAGCAGGAUGCGAGGAUGGUUUAGGGAUCUAGGGACGGGUUCCUUUUGCGAAGGGAACUUUCAUCUGUUCUGCAUCUUUUACGAGCGAAGUCAGAAUCUCACCUAACGAACUGUAUACUGUACGACCCGUACUUACGACCUAGAUCCAAGAAAAGGAGCCCUCACACAGCAUUGUAGCAAUCUUCAUGACACCCCUCAAACCCGAGAGAUAAUCAACGGCAACAUAU